UACCAAAAAGCUAAUAAGAGCGAGUUUCCGUUCCCGCCGUUUGUCAGUCAGUGGGAGUGCUCUGUUCAAAAUUUGCGCCUAUAAAACUCCCGGAAUCCUUCAUUUCUCUGUAAAUGCAAGUACCAAACAUGCAAGCGCUAAGAGCUCUCCGUUUCCAAAAACACUUGCUCAAUCUCCCUCCAACAAACCCCCUUUCGUCUCUCCGUUUCACUGUCAUAUGCAGUUCUCGCCAGUUCCACUUCACUCGCCGGAAACACUUCCCUGAAGAGUCCACAGCUCUCACCGAAGACGCCGUACAAGGCUGGGCCGCUCCUUCAGCUGCUCGAGAAAACCCUAGUGGUGAGAAUGUUCCGCAAAGGGAGUCUAAAUCGAGUGCAAAUUACUCCAAUGUUUUGGGUUCAAAGGGCAGGGUUUAUGAGGUUACAGGGAAUGGGAACAAGAAGAAGGGGAAAGGGAAGAGUAAAACAGUGUGGGUGUGUUCUGAUUGUGGGUAUGAUGAUGGACAGUGGUGGGGGAUAUGUAAGCAGUGUAAUGGGGUGAAUACUAUGAAGCGGUUUUCUGAAGGGGUAGAGCAUCUCACGAGUGGGUUUGAGGUUUUGGAGAAUGUGACAAGGUCGUGGCUGCCUCAUCAGUCUGUUAGAGCUAUGCCCACGAAAUUGACUGAUGUGAAUAAGGGAAUUAAUCAAUCGAAUUGGCGAAUCCCUCUGUCUGGCCUUUUUGGAGCUGAAGUGGGAAGAGUACUUGGUGGUGGUCUUGUGCCAGGUUGCUUAGUUUUAAUUGGAGGUGAUCCGGGUGUUGGUAAGAGCACAUUACUGUUACAGAUUGCAGCCAUAGUUGCAGAGGGGUGUGAAAUGGGGGGACCAGCAGCAGUUCUCUAUGUGUCUGGGGAAGAGAGUAUUGAGCAAAUUGGGAACAGAGCUGAUCGGAUGAGAAUCGGGACAGAUGAACUAUUUUUAUAUGCAAGUACAGAUGUUGAGGAUAUUUUGGAAAAGACCCAAACUCUCUCACUGCGAGCUUUGGUAAUUGAUUCCAUCCAGACAGUAUAUCUGAGAGGAGUAACUGGAAGUGCAGGUGGUCUAUCGCAGGUAAAAGAAUGCACAGAAGUAUUGCUGCGGUUUGCCAAGAAGACCAAUAUCCCUGUGUUUCUGAUUGGACAUGUGACUAAAUCUGGAGAAAUAGCUGGUCCUCGCGUCUUGGAACACAUAGUUGAUGUUGUUCUCUAUAUGGAAGGAGAGAAGUGCUCAUCUCAUCGUUUACUUCGUUCAGUGAAGAAUCGAUUUGGAUCCACAGAUGAGCUUGGAGUGUUUGAAAUGUCACAAUCAGGCUUGCAGGCUGUUUCAAACCCAAGUGAAAUGUUUCUAAGUGAACAGCAGUCGGAUUCUGAGUUUCUGGCUGGAUUAGCUGUUACUGUAAUUAUGGAUGGAUCUCGAGCCUUUCUUAUUGAAAUUCAGGCAUUGUGUGUUGCUGGUUCAUCUGUCUCAAGACAAGUAAAUGGUGUUCAAGCUGGCAGAGCUGAGAUGAUAAUUUCAGUUCUUAUAAAGCAAGCUGGUCUCAAGCUGCAAGAGAAUGGAGUUUUUCUCAAUGUUGUCAGUGGUGUUAGCCUGUCAGAGACUGCUGGUGAUCUUGCAGUAGCAGCAGCAAUUUGCAGCAGUUUUUUGGAAUUCCCUCUUCCUGUGGGCAUUGCAUUCAUUGGGGAAAUUGGCCUUGGUGGUGAAAUUCGUACGGUACCAAGAAUGGACAAAAGGAUAAAUACAGUGGUGAAGCUGGGAUACAAGAAAUGUAUAAUUCCCAAAUCAGCUGAAACAUCACUGUCAGCUUUAGAUCUUGGAGAUACUGAGAUUGUGGCCUGCAGAAAUUUGAAAGAGAUGAUAAACAUUGUGUUCAGAAAACGCUGAGAUAUUAUUGGUUGUAGUGAGUUUUUUAUGUGUAGAUAGUGAUGCAAUCUACACAGAUAUCAGUACUGUAUAUUAUCUAGGCUGUUUCUUGUAAUUUUGGCUCAGAGUUGUAUCAUUUUGGAGUUUUGGGCUAAAAUCAUCCCUGAAGUAUAACCCAAACUUAAGAUGCAUCCUUAUGAUAUAAAUGUGAACAAAAAAUAUCCUUUAACUAUCCUAAACUUAGCAAUAAUCAUCCUUUUGUUAAAAAACUAACAGCUGAAAUAAUAACAUGUCAAGCAGGUGACUUCCCCCAAAAUUUCCAUAUUAUAUCGUCUUCAUCCUUAUAUCUGGACUUUCUUUUAUGCUUUCAAGCAGAAAAAUAAUCUGCUCCAAUUGAAAGAGAUGGACUUUAUGAAAUGAAUCAAGAUUAUGGCUAUUUCAACCGGAAAGAAAAAGAGCCUAACGUCAAUCCAAUUUAUGAGAUCCACUUCCAUGAAAAAAGAUUGGUCUCAAAGCACAAAUUGAAGAUCGUUACACAAAAGAAAAGCAGCAGGAGAAGAAGUUAAUGUCAUGGUUACACAAGAGCAACAAGAAUUCUUGCAAUUGGAAAGAGAGAAGAUGAGAAAGUGAAGUCAUAGUGAAGUAGUCGUUUAUGUUAUAUUAAUUUCACUUUGAAUUUCUUGUAUUAAACGUAUCUAAGUUUGUUAAGUGCAAUAAAAAAGUACUAUGAGUUGCC
Solanum stenotomum is the source of this 2610-nucleotide messenger RNA. RefSeq lists its product as uncharacterized. Lineage: Eukaryota; Viridiplantae; Streptophyta; Magnoliopsida; Solanales; Solanaceae. The coding region runs from base 114 to 1895 and encodes 593 amino acids. The record is from RefSeq and is a predicted model, not a curated record. Gene Ontology annotation, biological process: recombinational repair. Gene Ontology annotation, molecular function: ATP hydrolysis activity; ATP binding; damaged DNA binding. The transcript is spliced from 16 exons.